UGAAAAUCUAUUUCAUAUAUUUAAUAUUUAGAAUAAUCUACUAUAUAUAGAAUUCCUCUUCUCUUUUUCUCUACUCAUAUCUAUCAUUGAUCAAUCAGUAAAAAACAACAUAAAAUCUCUUAAAAUACUUAGGGGUAUCCAAAAGUAGUGGCAACGACAUUUUAUUACCAUAUUUUAGGGUUGAUAAAAAAUUCUUUUUUACAUAGGAUGAUAGAGCGGAAAAUGCUCUUUCUUUCUAUGCUAUUUGGUCGUACUUCGCUUGACAUCAUAAUAACAAAAUUCUAAUAAAACUAGUUUGCCUAACAUGUGUAUCGGUCACAGAAGUUCAGUGUCUCCAAUAUGCAUUCUUUUCGUGAUCUUUUCUUUGUUUUUCUUCUUUCCUUUAUUCUUUUCUCUCGUCUCUUCUGACACUUUAUCGUUUAUCAUAUAAAUACAAAGAUGCAUGCCUCUUUUUGUGCACGUGCCAUGCACUAUUCUAUUUGAUAGAAAAUAAAAGAAGUAGAGUUAAAUCGGCUCAUAACACUCUUCAUUUUUGUUUUCAAUGAACACAGAAUUUUCGCUUCUACAUUAAAAUACGUACUGCACUAAAUAUUGAAGCAAGAACUAUUCACGACGAGCUGCAUACGGUUUUUGGUGAUGAAGCUCCUUCCUAUCGAACAGUUGCCAGAUGGACUCAAUGGUUUCGUGAAGGUCGAGAAGAAAUUGAAGAUGAAGAACGAUCUGGAAGACCUGUAACUGAGACUACUGUUGACAAUAUCGAAGAAAUUCGUAGUAUUGUUAACGAUGAUCCUCAUGUUACAAUAGCAGAACUACAGGAGCAUACUCAUCUAAGCUAUGGCACCGUUCAUCGAAUAUUAUCGGGUCAUCUGGAACUUAGAAAAAUUAUUGCUCGUUACAUACCCAAACAGCUAACGGAUUAUCAACGAAAUCAACGAGUUCGAAUAUGUAAAGAAAAUCUAUCAAGAUUUACAGAAGGAGGAUGGCGUUUGUCUGACGUGAUAACAGGUGAUGAAUCGUGGUUUUUCCAUCAGCAAACUGGUCGAAAAGUUUCCAAUGCUGCUUGGGUGGCAAAAGAUGAUCCUCCACCAACAUUAAUACGACGAAAUAAGUUUGCUUCUAAAUUUUUAUUUUGCAUUUUCUUUAAAUCAAUUGGUCCUCUUCUAAUCCAUCGUGUCGAACGUGAACAGACUAUCGAUCACCGUUAUUACAUCGAAAAUUGUUUGCAACCUGUGAUCGAAGAAAUUAAGAAACAAAGACCUUCCUCAGGUACUCAUGCUAUCAAACUUCAUCAUGAUAACGGACGAUCACAUGUUCAUCAAGAUGUCCUCGAUUAUCUUCGUUCAGAGGUAAUUACCAUAGUACCACAUCCGCCCAAUUCUCCAGAUCUAUCUCCCUGUGAUUUUUGGUUAUUCGACCUUAUCAAACGAAAUCUAACUGAUCAACCUAAUUCCGAAACGUUACAUCACACCAUAACUGAGUUUAUGUAUUCUUUGAAUAAAGAUGAGUAUAGAGAAACGUUUGAGCAAUGGAUUCAAAGAAUGCAGUUGUGUGUAGAUAAUCAAGGCGAUUACUUUGAACAUUUAAUCAAAUAAAACUUAUUGAACUUGCUCAUGUAUUUUCAAUUUUCGAGUAUGCCGAUAUGAAUAAACUAUAAAGUGUCAGAAGAGACGAGAGAAAAGAAUAAAGGAAAGAAGAAAAACAAAGAAAAGAUCACGAAAAGAAUGCAUAUUGGAGACACUGUGAACUUCUGU
Messenger RNA from Rotaria sp. Silwood1, 1751 nucleotides. Lineage: Eukaryota; Metazoa; Rotifera; Eurotatoria; Philodinida; Philodinidae. The record is from the annotation of a GenBank genome assembly.